AUGGGAUACCGACUUUUCUUCACCCAUAACGCAGAAAACACAAAAUAUUUACUAUCUACUGCAUUCCCCGAUUUCGAAAGCUCGCCCUUGAGAAAACCCUUGUUCGAGCCGAUCACGCCCCAUGGGAUCUUUACACUUGACGGCCCACAGUGGAAGGUCAGUCGCGACCAGCUACGCGGACGCUUAGCAGAUUUGAGGAAAAUCAUAGAUUUGAACGUUUGUGAAGAGCACUUCCAGGCAUUUCUCAAACAUGUACCAAAUAAUGGCGGUCUGUUCGAUGUUCAAUCUUGUACGUUUGCCUUAUCCUUAGAUUUGCAAACUCUGUUUUCGUUGGGUGAAUCUAUCGAUGCUCUAAGCUUUAAUCAGUCUGCAGAAAAGAAGCAAUUCUUUGAUGAUUUACUCUUUGUGAAGACUCGUAUAGUACACGAUGGCUUCAGAGGGCCACUGCGUCACUUAUAUCCCAAGGGUUCAUUCCUUCGGGCGUGUGAGAGAGUGCGGGCGUUUGUAUUGACACGCGCAUCUCGUGAGAUUCGGAAAAGAAAAAAGAACAGUGAAAUGGUUGUCUUAGAUGAAGAUUCUGAAGAAAUCACUCAAUUCACAGAUCAAGCUCUGAGCAUAUUGCUUGCCAAUGACAGUAUGAGUACCAUACUCUCGGGGGUAUUCUUUUGUCUUGCCAAAGAUCAACACAUCGUGGGCAAGCUUCGCAUGAGUAUUGUUGAUGCCAUUGGCCUUUCACCACCGACAUGGACUGAUCUGGGAUCCCUCCAAUACGUCCGCUGGGUGAUUUAUGAAGGUAAGAUUCUUUGUCCAAUCUGA
This is a messenger RNA of Penicillium cosmopolitanum, 816 nucleotides long. Its product is annotated as cytochrome P450 monooxygenase. The record is from RefSeq and is a predicted model, not a curated record. Lineage: Eukaryota; Fungi; Ascomycota; Eurotiomycetes; Eurotiales; Aspergillaceae. Bases 1 to 816 code for a protein of 271 amino acids. The transcript has a single exon. Gene Ontology annotation, molecular function: monooxygenase activity; heme binding; iron ion binding.